Molecule: messenger RNA, 562 nt
Organism: Oncorhynchus masou masou (cherry salmon)
Lineage: Eukaryota; Metazoa; Chordata; Actinopteri; Salmoniformes; Salmonidae
Product: polypeptide N-acetylgalactosaminyltransferase 1-like
Exons: 4
Biological process (GO): protein O-linked glycosylation
Cellular component (GO): Golgi apparatus
Molecular function (GO): polypeptide N-acetylgalactosaminyltransferase activity
Source: RefSeq, a predicted model, not a curated record
AUACAGUAUUGCGUCCCAGGGAGGUCCAGGAGAAGGUGGUAAACCUGUGGUGAUUUCUAAAGAGAACCAGGAGAAGAUGAAGGAGAUGUUUAAGAUCAACCAGUUUAACCUGAUGGCCUCGGAGAUGAUCGCAUUCAACAGAACCCUGCCUGAUGUCCGCCUGGAGGGCUGUAAGAAUAAGCUGUAUCCAGACGAUCUGCCUCGUACCAGUGUAGUGAUCGUGUUCCACAAUGAGGCCUGGUCCACUCUGCUGCGGACCGUCCGCUCUGUCAUCGACCGCUCCCCCAAGUCUCUGCUGGAGGAGGUGGUACUGGUGGACGAUGCUAGUGAGAGAGACUUCCUGAAGCGGCCGUUAGAGCAGUAUGUCAGGAGGAUGGAGGUUCCAGUCAGAGUGGUGAGGAUGGAACAGAGAUCUGGACUGAUCAGAGCUCGACUGAAAGGAGCCUCACUCUCCACCGGACAGGUGAUCACGUUUCUAGAUGCUCACUGUGAAUGCACCAUUGGCUGGCUGGAACCUCUACUGGCCCGCAUCAAACUAGACAGGUAUGUUACACACCCACAG